Molecule: messenger RNA, 1290 nt
Organism: Scheffersomyces coipomensis
Lineage: Eukaryota; Fungi; Ascomycota; Pichiomycetes; Serinales; Debaryomycetaceae
Gene: TAF4
Product: Taf4p
Exons: 1
Coding region: 1-1290 (429 amino acids)
Biological process (GO): transcription initiation at RNA polymerase II promoter
Cellular component (GO): transcription factor TFIID complex
Molecular function (GO): DNA binding; RNA polymerase II general transcription initiation factor activity
Source: RefSeq, a predicted model, not a curated record
AUGUCUACAGAACCAAUUAAUCCUCUAAAGAGAGGACCUGAUGCUGGUACGUCAGUGGAUUCAGAGCCCAAAAAGUUGAAGCUAGAGGAUGAAUUGGAUGAUAUCUUUUCUGAACCUGGUUUCAUGGCUACUUCUGAAGACAAAAGUGUCAUAUCAAACCUUACUGCAAUCAACGAUGCUAAUAAGGUAAAUGAGGAGUUUUCAGAUUUGCCUGAGAAGAUACUUCAAAGUAACGUAUUAGGUGGAGGUGCAGAAUCAUCAAUAGCGCAACAGUUACAAACAGUCACUCAAGCUACACCUUCAACUUUGAAUUCAACAGUUCAACAACAACAACCACAACCAUCACAAAGCAUAACUCCAUCACAAUCACAAGAUCUAGCUCCUGUUACUACUCAAUCAGAAUUACAAAUACCUGCCCAAGCACCACCAAACCAAGGUCCAAAUCAGCCAAAUAAACUUCAAAAUGAUCCUGCUAGAUUAAAUGAUGCGCUUGCAGCAGCAGGUAUUAAUAUUCAACAAGAAGAAGAAUUAUUAUUACAACAACAACAAAAUAGAAAAGAAGAUAUAUCUAAAGAUUUGAAACAAAUUAUAAAGGCUUCCAAACCACCACCAUUUCUUAAUAAUUAUCAUCUUGCUGCUUUUAUUAAUAAAGUUGCCACAAACAACGGUAUCCAACAGAAUUUCCUUCAAGAGGCUGAUUUAUUAGAGUUAGUAUCUGCAGCAUGUGAAUCAUGGAUGUCAAACAUAAUUCAAAAGACAAUUAUAUUAUCUCGUCAUCGUAGACGAGGUAUACCCAAUUUAAAUGUAAAGGCUAACAAAAAAGGAUCGACUGCCAAUGCCAAUUCUAGAUCUGAAUUAUCAAAAGAAUUAAGAAAUAUAGCAGUGGGGCAAAAAGAGCUCGAAGAGAGAAGAGUCCAAAAACGUAUAAUGUUAGGUCUUGAAAAGAGUGAUCCAUCAAAUGAUGGAUUAGGUGGUGAUGGUAAGGCAGGAGCAGAAGAAACUUUACAUAGAGCUGCCAAUGCUACUGCUGCAAUGAUGUCUAACACAGGUAGAAAAAAGUAUUCAUGGAUGACAUCUGCCAAUGGAGCCGGAGCAGAAGCUGCCAAAGGUACUGAUGAAAAGAGUAAGAAAAGUUCAAUAAUAGCCAUCAGAGGAGAAAACGGUUUAAGAUUUAGAGAAAUCAGAUCAGGUAACUCAGUCACCAUGAAAGAUUUAUUAGGUGCCAUUGAAGAUGAAAGAAUGGGUACCGAUAAAGCCAUAGUGAAAGCGUAUGCUAAACUAAAGGAUUAA